GGCACGAGCGCGCGGCAAAUCGGGCGGGAAGAGGCAAAAAAGGAUUAGGGCGCGCCGUGGCGGUUCCUGUUCUCACAGUCGCGCGGCCCAGAGACCGCUGUUGCGGGAGAGGACGGCGGGACGUCCAGGUCUGUCUUUUAAGCAUACAACUGGAUUUGGUUUAUUCAUUUUGGGAGUAUCUUUUAACAGGGCCAUUUCUGAACAGUAGAGGUUACACUUACUCCACUGAACAGCUCGUUCCAAAUCCUGUCAUCAAAUCCUAUAUGUUCCUGUUCCAAAUGGUAAUACGUGCAUAAUAUUUCAUUUAUUUUAAAAGAAAUGAGCAUAACUAAUAUUGCAUUAAGAGUCGAAACCUGGCUUUCAGCUACGUGGCAUGUUAAAGUACCUCUAAUGUGGUUGGAAGCUUGUAUUAACUGGAUCCAAGAAGAAAAUGAUAAUGUUAAUUUGAGUCAGGCACAAAUGAAUAAACAAGUUUUUGAGCAGUGGCUCCUUACUGAUCUGAGAGAUUUGGAACAUCCUCUUUUGCCUGAUGGCAUUUUAGAAGUUCCAAAAGGAGAACUGAAUGGAUUUUUUGCUUUGCAGAUUAAUUCAUUGGUUGAUGUAAGUCAACCUGCAUAUUCCCAGAUACAAAAGUUGAGAGGAAAGAAUACAACAAAUGACUUAGUUACAGCUGAAACACAGGUAACCCCCAAACCUUGGGAAGCAAAGCCUUCACGAAUGUUGAUGCUGCAACUAACUGACGGGGUUGUACAAAUGCAGGGAAUGGAAUAUCAGUCUAUUCCAGCUCUUCAUAGUGAUCUUCCCCCUGGUACCAAAAUUUUGAUUUAUGGAAACAUUUCUUUCCGUCUUGGUGUUCUCUUACUGAAGCCAGAAAAUGUGAAGGUUUUGGGAGGAGAAGUAGAUGCUCUUUCAGAGGAAUAUGCCCAAGAAAAAGUACUUGCAAGAUUAAUUGGAGAACCUGAUCCUGUAGUUUCAGUCAUACCAAAUAAUUCUAACCAAACCAUCCCUGGAAUUACAGAUGUUCUAGAUCCCGCAUUAGGACCUUCUGAUGAAGAGCUCUUGGCAAGUCUUGAUGAAAAUGAGCUUGCAGUAAAUAAUGACACCUCCCUAGAAAGAAGAUGUUUCAACACAGGUAGUUCCUUAAGUACUAUUGCCACAAGACAGUCAAGUUUUGAAUCACAACAUAUUUCUCCAAAACCAAAGGGGAAACAACCAAAUCAACCUAUGCAUUUCAUUGAUGGGGAAUUAGAUGACUUUUCAUUGGAGGAGGCCUUGCUUUUAGAAGAAACUGUCCAGAAAGAACAAAUGAAGACUAAAGAAUUGCAGCCAUUGACUUUGAACAGAACCCCAGAUGAAAGCAUAGAGAAGUUUUCACAUAAACCUAAUACUCCAAAUAAUUUUUCUUUGACUUGCAAAAAUGGAAACAAUAAUUGGAAUGAAAAAAAUUUAUCCGAACAAAUGACUAAUGAAGACAAAUCAUUUAGUUGUCCAUCUGUUGAAGACCAAAACAAUAGUGUUUUUUUAGUUCACAGUAAUGUACCCCUACCCAAUGAUUUUGCAGAUAAAGAUAAGGACGCAGAGACAGAUAAUAAAGUAAAGCAAACCUUCAGGAGUGCAGAUGGACAUUUCUUAAAUAAAAUAUUAAAAGGAGAGCUGGCAAAUUAUAUACCAAAACGUUCACACAUUUCUAAUGAAAAUGAUUCCCAUUUACAGUCUUGUUCUUUAAGAUCAUCAGAGAACAACACUAAUCUUUCUAUUGCCGUGGAUUUAUAUUCUCCACCCUUUACCUAUCUGUCUGUUCUAAUGGCCAGCAAACCAAAGGAAGUUACCACAGUGAAGGUCAAAGCAUUUAUUGUAACCUUAACUGGAAAUCUUUCAAGUUCUGGUGGCAUUUGGAGUAUAAGAGCAAAGAUUUCUGAUGGUACUGGGUAUCUAGAUGUAGACUUUGUAGAUGAGAUUCUUACUAGUCUGAUAGGAUUUUCAGUACCAGAAAUGAAACAGUUAAAAAAGGAUCCUCUUCAAUACCAAAAAUUCCUGGAAGGUUUGCAGAAGUGUCAGAGAGAUUUAAUAGAUUUGUGCUGUCUAAUGACUAUUUCAUUUAAUCCCUCCUUGUCUAAUGCAAUGGUACUGGCAUUACAGGAUGUUAAAAUGGAACACCUUGAAGACCUAAAAAAGCGGCUGAAUAAAUAAUUUACUAAGAUAGUAUCAGAAAACAAUUCAAAAAAAGGAAAUAUUUACCAUUAAAUUUAACCUUUUCUGUUUGAGACUUUUGUAAAAUAUAAAGGAAGUUUUGUAACAUUUCAGUCAAUUUUAAAGUGUUUAAUCAUGAUUGUGUAUUUAGGUUUCUUAAAUAAAUUUUUUUUAUGGUAACUGUUA
Suricata suricatta (meerkat) is the source of this 2376-nucleotide messenger RNA. It is a transcript of the gene RMI1, whose product is annotated as RecQ mediated genome instability 1. The record is from RefSeq and is a predicted model, not a curated record. The transcript is spliced from 4 exons. Gene Ontology annotation, biological process: resolution of meiotic recombination intermediates; double-strand break repair via homologous recombination. Gene Ontology annotation, molecular function: nucleotide binding. NCBI's taxonomy places the organism in Eukaryota, Metazoa, Chordata, Mammalia, Carnivora, Herpestidae. Bases 319 to 2190 code for a protein of 623 amino acids. Gene Ontology annotation, cellular component: nuclear body; RecQ family helicase-topoisomerase III complex.